Messenger RNA from Branchiostoma floridae (Florida lancelet), 2770 nucleotides. RefSeq names its product kin of IRRE-like protein 3. Bases 143 to 2770 code for a protein of 875 amino acids. The record is from RefSeq and is a predicted model, not a curated record. Gene Ontology annotation, molecular function: protein tyrosine kinase activity; cell adhesion molecule binding; ATP binding. The transcript is spliced from 14 exons. Gene Ontology annotation, biological process: cell-cell adhesion; protein phosphorylation. NCBI's taxonomy places the organism in Eukaryota, Metazoa, Chordata, Leptocardii, Amphioxiformes, Branchiostomatidae. Gene Ontology annotation, cellular component: cell-cell junction.
AAAACUCCUAGAAGAAAGACCAGAGUGAUUUAAAUCACCACAGCUGAAACCCAGACGAAAGAGGAACUUGUCUUCAAGACGUCGAAUAUUGGCCAACUUCCUGUUCAUAAAGAUACUUUCAGUCGACAUAACAUGUUAAAGUAUGAAGAUGGGCUUACCAGUCAUUUCAACGACUACUUUGUCAGUCGUUACCGUUCUGAUGGCCGUUCAAAUAGGAUCUGUCAACUCACAAUUUAUCAACGAGAUUAAAGUGCUGCAAACGAGACUAGGAAGAAAUCUCCUGUCUGCUGGCCACCAUGUGGACUAUGUGAUCAGACCGUCUGACACCAACGCCGUGGUCAAUGGGACAGCGACUCUUUACUGCAAAAUUAACUCCGAAAUGACUAGUACGUCAGUAAAAUGGUUCUGUCCACCGAAUUACCACUUCUGUACCGAGGGCAGAAACUCUGGCCACCCGAGGUAUUCUGUGACAGGUGGUGAGGAAGAGUACAACCUGUUUAUAAACCCUGUACAACCAGAGGACGAUGGAAUGUUUCGCUGCUGGGUGAGGGAGUUCAGAGGUGAACCAGCGGAGGCCAUGCUGACAGUACUCACCCAGGCAGGAGCCCCUGUUAUCACUGGUUAUAGUAAUCCUGUCAGAGAGGGAGACACACUGACGUUAUCCUGUACUAGCCGCGGUGGUCACCCUCGGCCGAUAUUGUCAUGGUCCCUGGGUUCAGUCCCAUUGGAAGCAUACACCCGCUCUACAGAUGUCAGCGAGAUAGGAGUGACUUUUAGGAUACAACGAGAGCACCAUGGCCAAGUCGUUACAUGCAGCGCAUCGCAGCCAGGGUUUCCCCAACUGCUGCGUGAUCUGAGUACACACAUAACAUUGGAAGUGCAAUACGCUCCAUCGGUGAGUAUCGUCGUUGCAUCACCAGAGAUGACAAAAGAGGGCAAGAUUGUAAAAGUAAAAGAAGGCAGUACCGUAACAAUAAAAUGCAAUGUAGAAAGCAAUCCACCGUCGACUAUCGAAUGGCACGGUCCGCGCAGUGUACCUCUGCCGUUGAACCAGCCUGAACUCCAUAUCAGCACCAUUGCAAGGAACCAGGGUGGGACCUUCAUAUGUACUGCUGACAACUCCAUCGCCUCAGCAUCUAACAAGACGACAGUUGAUGUUCUUUAUCCACCUAAAAUCCUGACCAAUGUUCAGCACAGAAGAGUGAUGGUGGGAUCCGAGCUAACUCUUAAAUGCGUUGCUGAAGGAAAUCCAGCUCCGACCAUUAUUUGGUCAAACCACAGCAACGGUGAUCAUCUGUCUAACCCUUUGGUGGUACCCGCUGUCAGCUACGCAACGUCUGGUAAAUACAUCUGUAUCGCCGUCCAGUCUGACUGGCUGGAUAAAAAGGAAGUGUUCAUCGAAGUUACAGGUAAGCCAGUCAUCGUUCGUAGUAGUGACGUCGUGUAUGCAGAGGCUGGGUCUGGAGUAGAACUGAGAUGCAAUGUGGAGGCAGACCCUACCAUCAACGGGUCGUACUGGUCAUGGACGGAAUCUGACGGAAACAGAACCACUCUCUGGAGCAACAACACAAAAGCCAGGUUUUUGGCGUACCAAGUGAUCUCAGCCAGAGGAAUCGCCAUGGUGCUUGCGAUAGACAACAUUAUGCCGGACGACUUCAGACGUUACCAGUGCACAGCUACAAACACAUUCGGACAGGACAGUAGAAGGCUGAUGUUGCAACCCACAAUUGGAACUACCAGCCUCUCACUGCCCCUACUAGUUGGGUUAGGAUGUAGUGCCUGCGUAGUCUGUGUUGUCUUCGUAUACUUCAUGAAGAGAUAUUGCCAUUUGGUAAACAAGAGAAAGGACAAUGACCAGGCCGAGAUAGACCUGGUCGUAAUGCAACCACUGAAUGGAACUACAGAUGGACAUGCCGUAAGAUUGCAAAGUACGAGUGUGUCCGAGUCGGCACGCAACAUGCAAAGCCCAGUAGGAAACGAUCGAAGAGAGUCGCAAGAUAUGAGGGCUGGGCAAGAGCGUUCGAAUAUUCAAAGGCAACCGGAUGGAGACGAAGAGUUCCUGCUGCAGGGUGCAGACACUCAUGGCGGACAGUCUGAGAUUCAUCUGCCAUAUAGAAACGACGACAUCACCGACCACAAUGACAGUGACACCCAUAUCACGGAAUCAUACAUGGACUAUACCCCGGAGGAGAGGGACAUGGAGUUCAAAGAAGACCAGAUAACGUUACUUGAACAGCUAGGGGAGGGGCAGUUCGGAAAGGUGCACAAGGCGAAAGCACACUUCAUCCACGAUCAACCGGGGUCUAGAAUUGUUGCCGUCAAAACUGUAAAAGCCCACGCGUCAGCUGAAGUUCGAGACGACAUGUUGAAGGAACUCAGGAUGAUGAUGCGACUGCUGGACCCCCACCCGAAUGUCGUGACUCUGCUAGGGUAUUGUACAAAAUCAGAUCCGGUCAUGCUGGUAGUGGAAUACGUGCCCAACGGAGACCUUCUGUCGUUCUUGAGAAGAGACCGAGCUGCACGGAACGUGACGUACGCAAACCUGCACACGGAGAGCAGGACUCUGCAGAAUACUGACCUCAUCUCAUUCGCCUGGCAGGUGUCCAAGGGGAUGUGUUACCUGGCAUCCAAGCAGUGCAUCCACAGAGAUCUCGCGGCCAGAAACGUUCUAGUCGGAGAGCACAAGACAUGUAAAGUGUCUGACUUUGGUCUGGCAAGGGAUGGACCGGAAUACAAGAAAGUUAAAGACGGACUAUUGUUGAUGAUGUGA